Molecule: messenger RNA, 830 nt
Organism: Salvia miltiorrhiza (redroot sage)
Lineage: Eukaryota; Viridiplantae; Streptophyta; Magnoliopsida; Lamiales; Lamiaceae
Exons: 1
Coding region: 50-661 (203 amino acids)
Source: RefSeq, a predicted model, not a curated record
UAAGAUACUUGGUGCAAAGAACUAAGCUAGACAAGGAGAUGACGAAUUCAUGGGCAAAACAGCGUUGGAUAUCUUGAAGGAGAGCCCUCGAGACCCAAUCACCUAUCCAGAAAUCAGAAAGAUCUUGAAUAGUUUAUCAAAUCGUUCGAAAUUGCUGGGAAUCCUCCCCAAGAUGACCGACAUCACAAUGGUGGUGGUCGUCCUCAUCGCCACCAUGGCGUUCCAAUCCAUCCUCCAACCCCCCGGCGGCGUGUGGCAAGACGACACGUCAACGCACAAAGCCGGUGAAGCAGUGAUGGCAUACACACAUCCCAAGAUGUAUAAGCACUUCGUCAAUGCCAACACCACAGCUUUCGUUUCUUCCCUCAUCACAAUCAUGCUCAUCACCACCGGGCUGCCGCUGGAGCACUUCUUUUUCCUGGCGGUGGCCACGACGGCGAUGUGGCUGUCGCUGACGUCGCUUGCGGUGGGCUAUGGGGCUUCGUUGAUCAUGACGACUCCGAACGAAGAGCAAACGCUUGGGUAUAUUGUGGCGGCGGUGGUGUGUGUUUUCCUUAGCUUCAUUCUGUUGCUAGUUCUCUACCUCUGUAUCAACGGCUUGCAAUCCUCGUGGAGGAGAAAAUCUCGUUACGAAUAUAAACGUCUGCGACAUCUGAUUUGAGUGUAGUUGCAGAGGAAGGAGACGUAGUAUUAUUAUUUGCUUGAAUAAUUGCGGAAAGCAUAUGCGCGAGAGAUGUUCGAUGAAAAGUCUCUGUGACCGGUUUUUACGCCAAUAAACUAUGAUCGUUUGUAGUCUUCAUAUUUUAGAUUAUACUAGCAUGCAUUUUCAC